Molecule: messenger RNA, 3425 nt
Organism: Hymenoscyphus albidus
Lineage: Eukaryota; Fungi; Ascomycota; Leotiomycetes; Helotiales; Helotiaceae
Source: the annotation of a GenBank genome assembly
AGUGCUAUUGUCCGCGAGAGAGGCAUCAGCAGUAGUCAUAAUGUUCACCACUCAACUCCAGGUCGAUCGGGCAGUGAGAGAGGUCCUGGUAUUUCGCGAAAUGGCACGAGGAGAGGAGAAGAAAAUCGAUCUCCAGCCAACUUGCCAAAAGCCUUUGAAGGCAUGCUGAAGACCACGACAGAGACAGGUGACAUUGGCAUGUUCUCGAUCAAGCCAUCCAGAGUUCCGCCCCCAAUCAACAGUCCUCGCAGACUCGGCAGCUACAAGGAAAAUGGUCCUCCCAAGCAACAAUUUCAUCCAUACGGUGUACCGGCGGUCGAUGACAGACGUCGUCUACCAUCGUAUGCCAGAGAUGCAACGUCCGAGCUGAUUUCCAUGUAUCAGAGUCCCAGUCAAAAAUCCAGUCGAAGAUUCGACGACAACGACUACCGCUCUUACUCCAUGACCCAGACAACUUCUUACACGCUCUCAAAUCACAGAUCAUAUGCCAGUCUUCGAAGCCAGCCAGAGGGUCCUAGUAUGCUGCAGCGACCUAGAUCACCUUUUGCAUACCCCACUCGACUCAAACGUCCAGGUUUUCGUCCUUCGUCACCAGCAUUGACCGACGGUGGAGGCGUUGACUAUCGUCGACGUGCCGAGAUUGACCGCACACCAUAUGUGAGUCGUUCAAAUUCUCCACAAAAUUGCAUUUUUCUUGUAACAUCAGAUUAUAGAUGAUAGAUCAAAAGUGUGUUUGCCUUACUGACUGGAAAUGGUAGGGGCCUGGACACAGCACAUCAUCGCCGUCUUCUCUCUAUGCGCAGAAGCGUAGGCCACCUCUCACGCUCCGUGCAGAUGGAAACAGAUCGACGCCUUCUCUCUUGAGUCAACCUUCUCCUCCAAGACGCUGCUCAAGUCCACUGGUUCCACAAAGUGCCAGUGUCAAUGGUGACUGGGCAAGAAGACAUGGUCCCGCUUCCGUUAAUACAUCUCCGGCUCGAAGCACUUUUAGUCUUGCAUCAACUGCAAAUCUUGUUGCGUCAAAUUUACCCCCAUCGAAUGCAACAACUCCAGGGAAAGCCCAAUCACAAUCACCCAUGUACUAUGAUUAUACUGAGGAUUUUGAAGUGGAUGAGUAUCAACGCCCUCUUACUCGAGAACCACCUCCCCAAUUUCGUAUGGCUGAAACGAUUCCUGAAGAUCGCCCCAUGCAUACCGAAAGACCAUCGCUUGUUGACCCCAAUACUAGAAACAUGACUCCUACUCUCAAGAGUGGCAUUCGAGUCUCAUCUUCAUCGGCAUCGAUUCAUCAAGCUCCAGCAAAUGGACUGCAAGAUUCGAUGUUGAGCGACAGCUACUGGCCAGCGCAAAAGUCCAACACUAGCAAUGGAAGCGAAAGUGAUAUUUCCAGUCGAGAAGAGAGUAAUGGCGCUCCCCAACAAAAUGGGUCUCGACGAGAUCCGCGAGAGUUGAACAAACGACUUGAGGAGGUCUUCAGAGCCAAUCAACUGCGCCGUCAUGGAGAUAACGACUUACGCAAUGGGGCCUUGAGAGAGACACACGAGCAGAGGAAAGAAGUUGACCAAGUCAAAGCAGUUCGACCGAAAUUUUCUUUUGAUCAACCGUCACGAAGAGAGCCAUCACCUCAGACACAAGAUUCCUCUCGUGAGGACUCUCUGAAUGAUAUUCAAAGCCCACAAGACGAAAUUAGCACUCCCCAGAAGGCUCAGAAGUUGGUCAUCUCUUCCCUUUCGCCUCCUAAAUCGACUAGGAAGAAUAGCGGGUAUCAGCAAAAGCGAUCAUCGUCAUUGGAUUUUGCUUCUCCGGCUGGAUUGAAGAGGGUCAGAUCAAGCGGCUUCAACUCAGUGAAUGACUUAACUGAUUUAUCGGAAUUGAUAAACUCUCUAGACUCCGCCAAUGGAUCACUUCAACACGAUGAUACAACCAACUCUACCAUCAUUCCUCCCGAACGUGUGACGAUGAACUCGCCAACUAUUCCAGAAGAGAUGAUGCAUCCCCAACCUACUUCGCAAGGCACAAUCUCUCCUCCUCUUUCAGUUUUCAACAAACCGCAUAACCAGGGCGCUCAAACAACUGAUAGCCAAAUGAAGAAACAUCAUCGCCGCCAAAGACCUCCUCGAAUUGACGUUUCCGCUCUCCACGGUGCUAACGAACUCGUACCCAGAAAUUCAGUCUCUCGCUCAGGUUCCCCAAUGCAUGCACCAAAACCAAUUUCACCAGCAAGACAGUUGAAGUUGAAGAACAGUGUGCCCCAACUGAUGAAGGCCCUACCACCGCUUCCCCCACAUCUUAGAAUGUGCGAGAUAACUACGCCGGAAACCGUUACGGAGGCAGUGGAUACCCCUUCCUUUUUCUCCUCGGCAAAAUCAGGGGGCAACUCAACUUUCGCAGGAAACAUUCAAUCCCCACCCAAAGUUUUUCAAAGAGCGAGAACACAGACCACAGAGCACUCGGAUACGUUAGUGGGGUCUUCUGACACGCGGGAAGUUUCCCUUUCGGUAAAGAUUCCAGAAAACUUGGCCACACAAGGGGGAAAGUUGGACCUACAACCUAUUGCAAGUCCUCCAAAGCUAAAACUAAAGAUGCGAAGCUCUGCAAGCACACUUCAAUCCCCUUCCCACAACUCUAGGCCUUGGAACUCGGAAGAAAAUUAUCCCUGGUCAAACCAGGAUCCUAGUAUCCGGCUUCCCUCCAUUGUCAGCAAGGAGACCUCGAAGCCGCCCAAAUUCAGACUGAAAUCCAACAGACUCUCAAAUUCCAACCAGGACCUCGAGACCCAAGACACCGUCAGAGUCAAUCCAGAGGCUCGAGAUUCCAGGAUAUCCGCCGGUCUGCAUCUACCGAAUCCAAAAGACCUGUUCACCCCUAAUAUUGGAAUUGAUAACAUCUUUCGUCAGGUAAGUCGACAUAUUCAUUCGAGAAAAUCUAGCUCCAAUAGCAGUCAUCCGGGAAGAGAGGGUAGUCCUGGCCAAGUAACUUCUCUCUCAAUUGGAAAUCGAAACACAGCACAGACAUCUCCUCUUGUGGACAGUCAAGAAGAUUCAGCCGAAUUGAACACCUCCAACUCAGAUGGUCAACCAAGUUCCCAAGGACGUCAUUCUCUUCGAAAGCGGUUCUCAAAUCUGAGAUCCAGAAUCACAGGUCCUUAUCUUUCGAGAAGUGCAUCCCGAUCGUACGACGAUAUGACGUCGAAGAAUAUGAAUCGACUGAGUGAAGCAAUACCAAUGGCAAGUCGUUCGGUACCAAAUCUUCGUGGUAGCAUUGGGUUGAGCGUUCAGGUAGAGGACACGACUUUGCAACCAUCAGGCGAACGCACUAGGAGAGUGAAGCUGAGAGAAAAGAUUUCUAGAUGGCUGAAGGGGGCGCGAAUGGCGUUUACAGCUCGAGUACGGUCUCUAGCAAAGGUUGAAGAAAGUAGGGCAUAG